AUGGCGCCCACGAGCAAAAGCCACCGCAAGGCCAUCGAGCAAGCCGCCAAGAAGCAGAAAGCGCACAAGAGGACCAAGCACAAUCUGCGCCGCGCCAAAGAAGAACGGCGAAAGAUCAAAGCACUCAAAGAGGCUGCAAAUCGUCCCGGUAAUCUUCAAUCACUGCCAACAGAGAUUACGGACCGCAUUCUCGGCUAUUCUGAGUCUCCAGAGGUCGUUUCUGUUGCGCUGGCGUGUCCGACGGUAUACCGUAUAUUGCGCGCAAGACAUGGCCGUCUCCAGAACGUGCUAUCAGCCACUAAUCUCCCACGAAACCAGUUCUUCUUCAAUUUGUCCUACAGAUGGCGUCGAGCAGACACGGGCAAGCUCUGGGACUUUGUCGCCACCAAGAAGCCUGGAUGCGUUAUUCUCUGCGAUCGCACGGACCUUUGGGGCCACUGGCUCAGAUGGGUCAGAGUCGAUGCCAUGUUGGCUGCCCUACAGCAGUACACGACACGGCGCCUGGGCAACAACUACUUCCAUACAGAGUGUGAAUGCAACAAGAAGCUUGAGCAGAGGGUUUCGGCAUACAAUAUACUGCUCGAAGCUCUGCCUACCAACAGAAGGAUAGCUCUCAGGAAAGAUCUGACGAAGGCAGAGAGGGUGGCGUUGGUUGCUGACAGGAGCUCUCGUCGUGCAGAGCUGCAGCUCGAGCAGCAGAAGUGUGUUCUCGCGCUCCGCUUGAUUGAGAAAUUCCGGUGA
Cyphellophora attinorum is the source of this 741-nucleotide messenger RNA. RefSeq lists its product as uncharacterized. The coding region runs from base 1 to 741 and encodes 246 amino acids. Lineage: Eukaryota; Fungi; Ascomycota; Eurotiomycetes; Chaetothyriales; Cyphellophoraceae. Gene Ontology annotation, molecular function: protein binding. The transcript has a single exon. The record is from RefSeq and is a predicted model, not a curated record.